Molecule: messenger RNA, 495 nt
Organism: Erigeron canadensis
Lineage: Eukaryota; Viridiplantae; Streptophyta; Magnoliopsida; Asterales; Asteraceae
Exons: 1
Coding region: 1-495 (164 amino acids)
Source: RefSeq, a predicted model, not a curated record
AUGGAAAUCACAUUAAUUCCCGAUACAAUAACCACAAUCGCCACCAAUUACACCCACACCUUAGGCUCAUCCUUUUCCAAUUUCCCCAAUUCCGAUCAAAACCACCAAAUCUCCGCCGUUAUGUUUCCGAUCGACGCCAUAGCUCCGCCGGUUGCUAAGCCUAGAACAUCCGCACCGCCCAAGACACUUGCUAGGAAACGAUGCCGUGUUAAACGCAGCUCCAAAAUCGACAACGGAGGCGGCGGUGAGUAUGCCGAUGAAUACGAUGGUGGAUUCUUCGACGGCGGGGAUGGUCCGUUCGGCGGUGGUGGCGGCGGCGGUGGUGAUGGAUUUAAUUGGGAUGAAUCGGUUUCGCCGUCUGAUCCGGCAUUUGAUUUUGUUUACGGCGUGCUGUGUUGGAUUGUGUUUUCGAAUUGUUUGCAUUUUGCGUUUAAGAAAGUCAUCAGGAUUUUAACUGAUUCUCCUUCUGAUCGAGACAAGGUUCCUAUUUGCUAA